AUGUUUACUGCGAAAGAUAAAGAAGGAACUGAUGAUCAGAAAUUUGUAGACUUGGAUGAUGAACAGAAGGAGCAGCUUAUCAAACAUUAUACAUCUCUGCAGUUUGAAUUAACAUCAGGCGCAGGCGUCCAGUCUAGAGACCAGUUGUUGAUUGCUUCUCUAGAAGAGAAAAAAGAAUUGUUUAACGAAAAAUGCAAAGAAUUUAAGAUAAACAAACCAUCUUUAGACAGUGAUAUUAGGAAAACUCAAGUUUUGUUGAUAAUUUGA
Molecule: messenger RNA, 267 nt
Organism: Diabrotica balteata
Lineage: Eukaryota; Metazoa; Arthropoda; Insecta; Coleoptera; Chrysomelidae
Source: the annotation of a GenBank genome assembly